Messenger RNA from Actinia tenebrosa (Australian red waratah sea anemone), 456 nucleotides. RefSeq lists its product as uncharacterized. NCBI's taxonomy places the organism in Eukaryota, Metazoa, Cnidaria, Anthozoa, Actiniaria, Actiniidae. The record is from RefSeq and is a predicted model, not a curated record.
AUGUCAUACUUUGUCUUAUUGGUCAAGGAUACCAAGAAAUUCAACGGCAGUCCACCAACUGGUGCUCCUGUGUAUCGUAUGGAGGACGUUAGCACCGAGGACAGUACCACUAGCAGUAACGUUUAUUGUGAUGGAGCAAGGACAACAUAUCCAAGAGUAUUCCCAGACGGAAUGCCGCUGAUCAUACCAGUUGAUGUAGAACUUUUAGCUGCCCAGGGUGUAAGACUAAGGAUGAAGAACAUUCCUGCUGAUAUGACGAUCUUAGAUCACAAAUACGAACUGCAGGCAGUAACCCUAAGAAGCGGCAAAUACGAACAUUACACCUGUAUCUUCAAGUACAAUAGCAAUUGGCUAUAUUAUGACGGUCUUUGUAACGAAGGCAAACCAUCUCUUUUUACGAAUUUCCCCCACACUUACAGACCUAACACACUACUUUAUGUCAAAAUUUCUGAAUAG